Elaeis guineensis (African oil palm) is the source of this 2968-nucleotide messenger RNA. The record is from RefSeq and is a predicted model, not a curated record. Lineage: Eukaryota; Viridiplantae; Streptophyta; Magnoliopsida; Arecales; Arecaceae.
UCAAACGCCGCAUCAGCGGUCGCUAUUGUCGGGCUUCUGCCCUUGGUCCGUCCUGUUUCAUGAAGGCAAAUUCAAGAUCCCAACGGUCACGCUAGCUAACACAUAAUGAGGCAUGGCUUCCAAAUAGCAUGGCCUUUCCGUCCCUUCGCCGCCACCUUACCAAAUCCUCCUCUCUCCCUCCAAACCCUUUCUCCCCAUGCCUCGCCCUUCUAUCUCCCUUCUCUACUCGUCUACCCGAACCGCACUCACCGCCCACCGAGAGAAGAACCUUCUCCCAUAUCUUCCAGCACUGUGCCAAGCACCAAGACCUGAAUCCAGGCCGAGAAGCCCAUGCCCGGAUGAUCGCUUCUGGCUUCGUCCCAACCAUCUUUGUCGCCAACUGUUUGAUGCACAUGUAUACCAGGUGCUCCAAUUUGGACUAUGCUCGUAAAGUAUUCGACCGCAUGCCCGAGAAGGACACCAUCUCUUGGAAUGCGAUGAUUUCAGGGUACAGCCAGAGCGGUGCGAUGGGCAUCGCAGAAUCCCUCUUUGAUGCGAUGCCCGAGCGAGAUGUUAUCUCAUGGAAUUCGCUGAUCUCAGGUUAUUUGCAGAACGGGAGUUCAUAUGGAUCCAUCGAGCUCUUCUUACAGAUGAGAAGAAGUGGGAUCGAACCUGAUCGCACUACCUUUGCUAUCAUUCUUAAAUCGUGUGCUGCAUCGGAGGAGCUUGAAUUGGGGACUCAGAUUCAUGGAAUGGUACUGAAGAUGGGUCUGGAUUUUGAUGUGGUAACAGGGAGCGCUGUCGUGGAUAUGUAUGCUAAAUGCAAGAGUUUGGGUGAUUCGCUUCAUGUUUUCGAUGAAAUGCCUGAAAGGAAUUGGGUCUCAUGGAGUGCAGUUAUUGGGGGUUGUGCUCAAAAUGAAAAAUUCUUGGAAGGGUUGGAUUUGUUCAAAGAGAUGCAGCGAUCAGGAGUAGGAGUGAGUCAGUCAGUUUAUGCGAGUGUUUUCAGAUCAUGUGCGGGUCUGUCGCUGGCCAGGGUGGGCAGCCAGUUUCAUGGGCAUGCUUUGAAGAACAAUUUUAGUACAGAUAUUGUCGUAGGGACUGCUGUUUUGGAUAUGUACACAAAAGGUGAUUGCUUGGAUGAUGCUUUGAGAGUGUUUCAGUGGAUGCCAACCCGAACCCUGCAGUCAUGGAAUGCCAUUGUUGUUGGGUUUGCUCGAAGCAAUCGAACACUCGAAGCUAUGAAGCUAUUUCAACUCAUGAAUAGAUCUGGUGUUGGUAUUGACGAGAUCAGCUUAUCUGGUGUUUUGGGUGCUUGUGCAGAGGUUAAAGGGUAUUUCCAGGGUUCACAAAUUCAUUGCUUGGCUAUUAAAACUAGUUUGAUCUCAGAUAUUUGUGUUAGGAAUGCAAUGCUGGAUAUGUAUGGAAAAUGUAAAGCUUUGACAGAUGCAUGCGAUAUUUUUGAGGAGAUGGACAGAAGAGAUGCUGUCUCCUGGAAUGCUCUUAUCACAGCGCUUGAGCAGAAUGGACAGUAUGAAGACACGCUAGCACGUUUCAGUCAGAUGUUAUGGUGCGGCAUGGAACCUGAUGAGUUCACUUAUGGCAGUGUUCUUAAAGCUUGUGCAGGAUUGCAAUCUUUGGAUCAUGGGAUGAAGGUCCAUGACAAGAUUAUCAAGUCAGGACUUGGUUUGGAUUCAUUCAUUGGAAGUGCUCUUGUUGACAUGUAUUGUAAAUGUGGGAUGACGGAAGAAGCACAGAAGCUUCACCAGAGAAUAGAGAAGCAAACGCUUGUAUCAUGGAAUGCCAUCAUAUCCGGAUUUUCUCUUCAGAAACAAAGUGAAGAGGCUCAGAAUUUCUUUUUUCAGAUGCUAGAUUUUGGCAUAAAACCUGACAAUUUCACAUAUGCCUCAGUACUUGAUACUUGUGCAAACCUUGCCACGGUUGGUCUAGGGAAGCAAAUCCAUGCUCAGAUUAUCAAGCAAGAGUUGCAGAGGGAUGUGUUCAUAUCAAGCACUCUAGUGGACAUGUAUGCUAAGUGUGGGAACAUGCAGGAGUCUCUGUUGAUAUUCGAAAGGAUAAAGGAACGAGACUUUGUGUCAUGGAAUGCCAUGAUUUGUGGUUAUGCUUAUCAUGGCCUUGGAUUAGAGGCACUUGGAAUGUUUGAGAGGAUGCAACUAGAGAAUGUGAGACCAAAUCAUGCAACAUUUGUAGCAGUUCUUCGAGCUUGCGGGCAUGUUGGUUUGGUUGAUGAGGGCAUGCACUACUUUCAAUUGAUGACUGACCACUACAAAUUGGAGCCGCAAUUGGAGCACUAUUCAUGCAUGGUGGAUAUAAUAGGGCGCUCGAAGGGCAUCCAUGAAGCUUUAAGUCUUAUAAAUGACAUGCCAUUUGAAGCUGAUGCUGUUAUAUGGCGAACUCUUUUGAGCAUAUGCAAGAUCUAUCAAAAUGUAGAGGUGGCAGAAAUGGCGGCAUAUAAUAUACUGCUGCUGGAUCCUGAAGAUUCUGCAGCUUAUAUUCUUCUGUCAAAUAUAUAUGCAGAAGUUGGCAAAUGGGGGGACGUUUCAAAGAUGAGGAGGAUAAUGAGGCAGAGUAGGCUGAAAAAGGAGCCUGGAUGUAGUUGGAUUGAAGUGAAGAAUGCGAUGCACACCUUUCUCGUGGGAGAUAAGGCUCACCCAAGAUGCCUGGAGAUAUAUCAGAGGUUAGAUGAGUUAAUUGAUGAGAUGAAAUGGGCUGGAUAUAUGCCUAAUUUAGAUUUUUUCCUUGAGGAUGAGGAAGAGGAGAGAAGAGAUCAGCAAGAACAGCUCAGAUUUGGUAAUGUUUGAUCCACCAGAAUGUGGUCUUUCAUGCAAAUUCAUCAUCAGAACUGGCUUAUGAUUGCAUUGGAUCUGUCUGUCCCAAGCAUCUAUAUAUUCCAAUUGGUGGAAGAGAUGUGAAACUAAUAUCUAGUUUUGCUCCUGCAUUUGGUUAGAUCCAUGCAAGUAGAACAAUGCAA